Molecule: messenger RNA, 1512 nt
Organism: Mesorhabditis spiculigera
Lineage: Eukaryota; Metazoa; Nematoda; Chromadorea; Rhabditida; Rhabditidae
Source: the annotation of a GenBank genome assembly
AUGGACCCGGAGCAGCGGGUGAUCCUGAAUGUGGGCGGCAUUAGGCACGAGACGUACACCCAUGUACUCAAGAAGAUACCCGCCACACGACUCAGCAGAUUAACGCCGAACCUGGCGAAUUACGACCCGGUGCUGAACGAGUAUUUCUUCGAUCGGCAUCCCGGCGUUUUUGCCAUGAUUCUCAAUUAUUACCGGACAGGAAAGCUUCAUUACCCGACGAACGUUUGUGGGCCUCUUUUCGAGGAGGAGCUCGAAUUCUGGGGUCUCGACGCGAAUCAGGUGGAACCGUGCUGUUGGAUGACGUACACGCAGCAUAGAGACACCCAAGAUACGCUAGCCGUCAUCGAGAGCCUCGACCUCGACGGUGACCCUCCCACCGAAGAGGAGGUGGCGAAAAAAUUUGGGUGGGAAGAUGACUACUACUCGCAGUCGUUGAAUUGGUGGCAGCGGACAAAACCCCGGUUAUGGGCCCUGUUCGACGAGCCGAACUCCUCGAAGUUGGCCCGGAUACGGUCCUAUCUCUCGGUACUGGUGGUGCUGGUCUCCAUACUGUCCUUCAUGGCCAAGACGCACCCCUACUUUCGGGUGCCCCAGAUCACCGUUGUCUACGAGCCGAACAACUCCCUCACCAAAGGCCGAGUCGCCAUCGGCGCCAUCAAAGACUACACGGCGCCGUGGGCCCAGUUUUUCUACAUAGACGCCAUCUGCAACGUGUGGUUCACGUUUGAAUUGUUAGCCCGUCUCGUCUUUUGCCCGGACAUAUCAAAAUUCCUCCGCUCACCCCUCACCGUCAUCGAUAUCAUCUGUACAGUCGCCUACUAUAUCGAUCUCGUCCUCCACGCCAUUUUGCUGCAAGCAGGUUCCAUUGUCACCCUCGAUUUCUUGUCGAUGAUUUGCGUGAUGCGCCUCUUCAAGCUGACGCAACACUUUUCCGGGUUGAAGAUAUUGAUACAAACUUUUAAGGCCUCCGCCGAAGAAUUGGGUCUCUUGGUGUUUUUCGUCUUGUUGGCAAUUGUCAUUUUUGCCGCGCUGGUCUACUAUGCAGAGCGGAGCCAACUGAAUCCCGACAAUCAAUUUACAUCGAUACCUUCGGGAUUAUGGUGGAGUCUAAUCACCGUCUCCACCGUCGGCUUCGGAGAUAUGGUGCCAAAAACGUGGUUGGGCAUGGUGGUCGGUUCUGUUUGUGCCAUGAUGGGUGUGCUGACCAUCGCCCUCCCGGUUCCUGUCAUCGUCUCCAACUUCUCGAACCUCUACUCCCACUCGCAGGCUCGAUCAAAGCUGCCGAAGAAGCGGCGGCGAGUGUUACAGGCUCACGAAGUCAAGCCAAACCUCCUCAGCGUCAAGAGCUUCCCAGGGAAACCGCGAAAACGCUCGAACACCCCGAACACCCCGCCCGGAGAGCGAAAGGGUGCCAAUGGGGGUCUCGACAGCGGAAAUCGAGAUGAGAGACCGUCGAGACGAGGCCACGCCCACCAUCCAAAUCACUGUGAAGCCAAUCGGCUCAUCGAGAAC